Molecule: messenger RNA, 1482 nt
Organism: Ostertagia ostertagi
Lineage: Eukaryota; Metazoa; Nematoda; Chromadorea; Rhabditida; Trichostrongylidae
Source: the annotation of a GenBank genome assembly
CCCUCGAUUUAUCUGGAAGAAAAAGAGAAGAAGAAAGAAACGUUCAUUAGGACUGCCCAAUUGCUAGGAGAGGAUCGACAUAUUUAUUCACUGGUUGAAGGUGUGCGAGUGGAAAGCGGAAUCAAUCCACCAAAAAGCAUGCGUAAUAUUUAUGCUCCAGACAUAAGAGCUGUUCUCCCCUCACAGAUGCGCUGGCAGGUUACGACUUUCAUAUUAUGCACCUUUGGAUUUCUCAAAGAAUUCCGCCCAACUGAGCCAUAUCUGUACCAGUACGAGCAUGAAACGCUGAAUAUAUCGGAGAAGGUGCUGAACGCGGAGGUUUAUCCGAUAUGGACCUACAGUUAUCUGAUAGCUUUAAUCCCCGUCUUUCUGCUCACGGAUUUGGUGCUGUACAAGCCGAUGAUUGUGUUCGAAUCGCUUUCCUAUAUUGUCGUCUGGUCACUUCUCGUGUUUUGCGGCUCCGUUUUUGCACAACAGAUGGUUGAACUUUUCUAUGGAUGGGCCACGGCCACUGAAAUAGCCUAUUUUGCCUACAUCUAUGUAAAAGUGUCAAAGGAACACUUCAGAAAGGUAACAUCGCUGACUCGUGGUGCCCUUCUUUUGGGCUCCUUCUUGUCCUACGCGAUCUCUCAGCUCAUUAUCCUCCUGAGAUGGGGAACGUACGAAACGCUGAACAUUAUAUCGUUGGUGUUUCUUUGCUUUUCUCUAUUCUUCGCCGCUGCACUCCCUGCUGUUCCUUGGAAGUGCGCGUAUGAGAAGAAGAGACUGCUAAAAGACGCUGGAAAACUUUCUGAUGACGAGACUACCUACAGGAACUACGUAGUAUUUCACUUCAAAACCCUCACCGAGGACCUCAAGACGAUCUAUGGAAACUCCUUCAUGCUGAAGUGGUCACUCUGGUGGGCAUUGGCAAGCUGUGGUUACUUUCAGAUUGGCAACUAUAUUCAAACUCUGUGGGGAACGCUGAUCACCCCGAAUACGUCGGACGUCUACAACGGACUAACAGAGGCCUUGUGUCCAUUGAUAUCACUGCCGGCGGUGCUUCUUGUGCAGCACCUGAAGGUGGAUUGGUCACGGUGGGGAGAGCUGUGUCUGGCGGUCUGCUCACUGCUGAAUGGACUGCUGGUUCUGCUGCUUUCGCAGACGAACAGCCUCUUCGUGAUGUACGCCGGAUACAUUGCGUACAGGCUCAUCUUUGAAUCAAUGAUUACAAUCACACAGUCCAACUUGGCCGAGGGUCUUGAGACGGCCGCGUACGGUCUGAUUUUCGGGAUGAAUACCUUCAUCGCUCUGGUUCUGCAAUCUCUCCUUACGCUGAUCGUCGUUUCUUCUUUUGGCUUUGCGCUAACAAUACGACCACAGUUCACGGUUUACUCCGGUUAUCAUUUCGUGGUCGCUUCACUAUACAUAGUGCCACUACUGCUUCGGUUUUACCGUUUCCUGAGGACGAGCUUCCGUCAAAAAGCUGAAAAUGUAGCCUAG